AUGGAGGUGCCCAGAUCUCUCGACAAUGAGAGCACUCCUUGGAUUGAUAUGCCGAUGUCUGACAGUGGCGACGACACGGAGGACGACAAUUUUGCGGAGAUUAGAGGGAAUGAGUACUCAGCAGAAAAAGAAGAGAAGGAGGUAGGGGAAGAGGUAGAGGAAGACGAAGAGAGAAGCAGGCCGAUGCGCCAGACCAACAGAAGUGCCGAGGACCGGCGCUUCUCCAAGGAGGGAGAGAGGCUGAAAGAAGCCCUUGAAAAGAGCGAGUGGCGGGCACCGACCAAGAGGCCGCUGCUUCCACUGCCUCGACCUGUUUCCGACUUCUACAAGUUCAGGACCGAUUACCCAGGCCGCACGUGGGCUGAUACAAAUGAGCUGCCCGAUGAGCUCGAACACUGCGUCGACGGCAAUGAUCCCGAGCGGGGACUCCUUCUAUGUGACAGAUGGCAUCCGGCAGGGCAGUACCUUCAUCCACAUUUCAGGAAGGCCUGCUCUGGUUGUGGCACUGGGUCGUACAUGCUCUUGAUCGACAUUCCCAUCAAGUUCAAGAAUCCAACGGCCAAGAGCUACCUGAUCUGGACUGGGUGGGCGGAAGACUCCUGGCGGACGCCCCGAAAGGCUAAACCAGGGACAGCGCGAUGGGAUGUAGCUAAAGGAUCCCUUGUCUAUCAGCAUAUCAAGUCCGCUGUCGGCGUGAAAGAGGCUGUUCGUCACGCAAGCCAAGUUGUUACCUACCGCGAACCAACGAACGCCGAGAAAAAGACUCUUGCUAAGCUAUCCAAUGAGCGCAAGAAAGGCGGCUACGAGUGGUUUACAUAUGGCGAGCAGGUUGACGACAGCACGACCCCGCACAUUUGGGACGAUGGCGGGUUUCCGCAGGUUGACGGAAACGACACCGAGGAGGACGAGUUCGCGGAGCAAGGGGACGUCGACGAAAACCUCGCCGGAACCUUCGUCGAUCCUCUCCAGGGCUGGUGCAGUGGAGGUACUCGAGAUCCUCCUCGAUAG
This is a messenger RNA of Westerdykella ornata, 1008 nucleotides long. RefSeq lists its product as uncharacterized. The transcript has a single exon. Lineage: Eukaryota; Fungi; Ascomycota; Dothideomycetes; Pleosporales; Sporormiaceae. Bases 1 to 1008 code for a protein of 335 amino acids. The record is from RefSeq and is a predicted model, not a curated record.